UACUGCCCAUUGUGUGCUUGUUAGACCACAUGGGUACAGGAAGAUCAUGUGUCAGUGAGAUCACACACACACUCACACACACACACACACACACACACACAUACCACUGAAAGACCUAGGAGAGUGACUCAGCUGUGCAGCUCUUCUCUCUGUGAAGGUGACUGUUCAUAAAAGAUAAAAUGGCAAUGAGGAAUCUUCUGAAAAAUCCAAAUGGAGACGAGGACAUGGAAUUCUGGGAGUUGACGGAGAACGGAGGCAGCCAGUGGCGGGUGGAGGACAUGCCUGGAGAUUGUGGACAUAACUUCAGUGAUGGGGCCGCAAGCAAAUACUUCGCCACCUCUUUUGAGCUGUGUCUUAAAAGACAGGUGGUUGACCUGCUGGCAGAAGGCUACACCCCUGAGGACCUGGACACUCAGCCACCUGUCACUGUGGAGGACUGGUACUGUAGUCGUACAGACUGCGGGUGUAUUUACCAGCUGAGAGUGUGUCUGCUUGAUGAGAAUCAGGAGGUGAUGCAGGACUUUGUGCAGGACGGUGUGAGUCUCGACCCUGACACUGAUGACUGCUCAUGGAGACAGAUCUCCCACACGUUUUCUGAAUAUGGCCCAGGCCUGCGCUUCAUCACAUUUGAGCACGGCGGUCAGGACACCAAAUUCUGGGACGGCUGGUAUGGAGUGAGAGUUACUGGCAGCUCCAUCACUAUAGAGCUCUAAAAGUCUCCUGCAAAAGAGUCGAGAAAGACAGGGCGUCAAACCUUCUGAACGCUAGUCUUGAGUAGAUGCUAGACAAUUUACGGCCAAUGCUUUCUGUUCUGGGACCAACUUGAGCUUAGAUUUGUGCACUUAGGAAUCUGAUGCGGAGAGUGAAUAUGCAAUCAAACUUCUUAUAGUGGGUAUGGGAUGGGUGGAUCUUUCGCUGAUGCUUUAAUGGAAAAUUCAGUAGAGAAUGUUUAUAAACCAGAACAAACUCCUGAAAAGUGAAAUGCAAGCUUCAAAUUCCUAACUUGAUGGAAUCAUAUGCCCUAACAUUGUGUGCAUGAUUUUCUGAUAUCUACCUCUGCUGAUGUAGAUACCCCUGCUUUUACCUUUACUAAUGCACUUUCUGCAACCGGACACUAUUCAGUUCUAAACCCGCGAGUCAAAAAAGGGCAAGAGAAUAUAUAAACACUGUGUCAACACUGUGUCUGUUCUUGGCUGUGAAUCGAAAGGAAAGAUUGCUAAUUAAAAUCUAAACUAAUGAAA
Messenger RNA from Pygocentrus nattereri (red-bellied piranha), 1241 nucleotides. RefSeq names its product F-box protein 2 (gene fbxo2). The transcript has 6 exons. The record is from RefSeq and is a predicted model, not a curated record. Gene Ontology annotation, cellular component: SCF ubiquitin ligase complex; cytoplasm. Bases 180 to 713 code for a protein of 177 amino acids. Gene Ontology annotation, molecular function: ubiquitin protein ligase activity. NCBI's taxonomy places the organism in Eukaryota, Metazoa, Chordata, Actinopteri, Characiformes, Serrasalmidae. Gene Ontology annotation, biological process: glycoprotein catabolic process; SCF-dependent proteasomal ubiquitin-dependent protein catabolic process.